ACAUUGUUACGCCGUCAGCUGAUUGUUGGGGGGGACUUCAGUGUUGAACGAUCUGCCGGCUCGUCACAAUCCCUGCUGGAGCUCCGUCCGUCGUUGCGAACAGAGUGUGGACAGUGGCUGUGUCACGGUUUUGUAGUUUGUAUAACUCUAGAUUUUUCUUAACCGACGAUUCGAACUUAACACUAUUUAAUUUUCCGACAUCCGGUUUGAAUUAAUUCUCACCGUCAACCCUUAUGAUAGGAACAACGGUCAGAUAGUCGGUUUUGAAUGAUUGACCAUGCAGUUCGCGACAGCUCAGAGUGGCAGGACUCAAUAGACCUGACAGUGACAGGUAGUGUACCGGUAGUGAUGACGUCAUCAUUGUCUGGUGCGAUGACGGACUCUGAGGAGGACCAGGAGAUCAACGUAGACUCUGGUCACGAGGACGGUGAUGAGGUGGACGAGGACAGUCGUAGCUGCGGGGGUGACAGUGCCGGGGAGUCCGCCCCACUGGCCUUCAGCAUAUCACGGCUCCUGGGGGAGUCGACGGUGACCCGGAGCGACCGGGCCGCGCAGGAGACCAUCACCUCGCUGUACAGCCACCCUGCGGCCCUGGCCGUGUACCCUGGGGCAGGGGUCAUCAGAGUACCAGCACACAGACCUGCACCUCCUGGACUACAGGGCCCUCCCUUGGGUGCGCCCUUCCCCUGGCUAGCCCUGGACCCUGCCCUGGUACAUCGCACUGCCGCCGCCGCCGCAGCAUCCUUCGCCUCCAGUCUAGUCAAGGACAGACUAUCAGCGACGUUCCCCAUGACGCGGCGGAUCGGACACCCGUACCAGAACAGAACUCCGCCGAAACGCAAGAAGCCGAGGACGUCGUUCACCAGACUGCAGAUAGCCGAGCUGGAGAAGAGGUUCCACAAACAGAAGUACCUCGCCAGCGCGGAGAGAGCCGCACUCGCCAAGACCCUCAAGAUGACGGACGCCCAGGUCAAGACGUGGUUCCAGAACAGAAGGACGAAGUGGAGGAGACAGACCGCAGAAGAGCGGGAGGCGGAGAGACAAGCUGCCAACAGGCUGAUGAUGUCACUACAGGCGGAGGCGCUCAGCAAGGGCAUGUACCAUGGGCCUGGCGACAGGGGCCCACCAGACACUGGGGCCCUUAGUGCUCUACAGAACCUACAGCCCUGGGCCGGAGCCGGGCCUUCCCUGACACUGCAACAGCCGGGCGACCACUACAUCAACCCUCCACCCAUAGCAUCACCCAUCUGUUAGACUACCUACUGGACACCCGCCCCACCAGAACCCCAGACUCAGUGCUCAGUGUUCUGCAGAACCUACAGCCCUGGGCCGGAGCCGGGCCUUCCCUGACACUACAACAGCCUGACCACUACAUCAACCCUCCGCCCAUAGCAUCACCCAUCUGUUAGACUACCUACUGGACACCCGCCCCACCAGAACCCCAGACUCAGUGCUCAGUGUUCUGCAGAACCUACAGCCCUGGGCCGGAGCCGGGCCUUCCCUGACACUACAACAGCCUGACCACUACAUCAACCCUCCACCCAUAGCAUCACCCAUCUGUUAGACUACCUACUGGACACCCGCCCCACCAGAACCCCAGACUCACUCAGUGCUCUGUAGAACCUCCAAACUUGAGCUAUACCCAUCAUUGACCCUCCAGUCGCCCAGCCCUACAGUAGCGAAAAAGUGAUACGUCAUCACUGAUAAUAUGAGGCCGCCGCGUUGUUGUCUUUCGAGGUCGAACUAUUAACAAAUGAAUGACUUUGAUAGAAAUAUUCACCUAAAUUAUGAAGGUGUUAUUUUAUCCCCAGUGUAACUUCAUGGAUCUAACGAACUUGUAUAAAAUGAAUAGUUAUUUUACAGUUACUCUUAAUUCGUUAUGUGACCGGUCUUGUGAUAUACGUGGAUAGCAAUGUGACACAAAACUUCAAUACCGACGUUGCAAUGGUGCAAAGGACCAACCUUGUACGCAACUGACGCUUUCGUUACAUUCUGUAUCUAUAGCGCUGGAUAUUGUACAUAUGUAAAUAGCUCAAUGUUGUGGCAUUAGUGCUGUUUUAAGAUUUUGGAUUAUAUGACACAGUUAUCUAAUAUCACGAUGUUUAUUAUUAAUGCCACUAAGUGUUGUUAUAUGUGCCCAGUCAUCAUAGUUUUCUUAUUUGCUUGGCGACUGCAUGUAAAUAGUUACACAUAGCAACCUGUGACAUACUUAUAAAUGCUUUAAUGCUUCUAUAUAGAAAUUAAAAUAUUGACCGAUGUGAACUGCAAUCACAUAAAUAAUUACAUCUCUGUACAUAACUGCUCUGAUUAUUCAAUGUUUAAUUUGUUAACUACUUUAAAUCAAUUUUAUGAUAAAUAAGUACAUGUUGAGGUACUCUAAUCCGAGGUAAUAUUAACUUAAACAAUAAUCAAAACGAGGUACGAAGUUAAAUUAUAUUACUUAUUACUGUUAUUUUACACUAGUAUCAGGCUUUUAUAAUUUAAUCUCUAAAUUGUAAUACUUGUUUUUAGUACACGUUUUCUGAUUUACUGUAAUACCAAUUGUGAUUAUAUAAUGUGCAAUCUCAAGAUAUAAGUUAAGAAUGCUAAAUGUUAUCCUAGAGAUUCCGGUAUACUUUGUAAUAUAUUGUAAGCUAGAUGUUUAAUGUUCACUUGUAAAAAGCUUUUACUUGAAAAUAUAUGAAUCGUAACACGUUUAA
Messenger RNA from Macrosteles quadrilineatus (aster leafhopper), 2699 nucleotides. RefSeq names its product T-cell leukemia homeobox protein 3-like. Gene Ontology annotation, biological process: regulation of transcription by RNA polymerase II; animal organ development. Gene Ontology annotation, molecular function: DNA-binding transcription factor activity, RNA polymerase II-specific; RNA polymerase II cis-regulatory region sequence-specific DNA binding. The transcript is spliced from 3 exons. The coding region runs from base 268 to 1254 and encodes 328 amino acids. The record is from RefSeq and is a predicted model, not a curated record. Gene Ontology annotation, cellular component: nucleus. Lineage: Eukaryota; Metazoa; Arthropoda; Insecta; Hemiptera; Cicadellidae.